AGAACAGUUAGAUGCAGGGCGGCUUGGUGAAAGGCGAUCGCCGACAUCUCCACCUCCGCAAGCUCCCCCGACAGCUCGAUAGCAACCACACAUCGCCGUCGCUGCCUCACCGCCUCGCAUCAACAUGGCGCCGCUUACCACUCAGUCCGACGAGAAGACGCAUCAGGCGCUGCUCGACAAGCUCGACAUCUACGCCGUACACAAGCCGUUCCGCAACCCUAGCUGGAAGCCACCGCAGCGCCGCAACAAGAACCUCAAGCAGGUGCUCGGCGAUGCAUCGCGCAGAGAAGCCUCGAUGAUGAACACACAAGCCAACAGCGGCGCGUCGACGCCAGCCGUCGCGUCUGAGGGCGGCUCGACACCAGCCGGCAUCGGUCGACCGCCGAACAUCGCGCAAGCAGCGCAGAGCCUCGACCGGCUGGUCCUCGAGAAGAAUGGCCGCGCAGCAGCAGCGAAUGCAACCGGGCCUGCGCCGACCUACACAAACAUCGAGUCCGCGCCGAGCUUCCAUCCAAGCGCGCAGAAGAAGUACUGCGACAUCACCGGACUGCCUGCACCCUACACCGACCCCAAGACGAGGUUGAGGUACCACAACAAAGAGAUGUUCGGAACUAUCAGGACAAUGCCGCAGAACGUGUACGAGGGGUACUUGGCUGCAAGAGGCGCACAUACAGUGCUCAAAUGAGCUCCUGCACUGCGUAGAUUCAUCAACCAACAGCGGCGCAUCAAGGUCUCACAAGCUGCGGCGCGCGGUACACUUUCGCGCAUAACACUGGACGCGAGGUGAAGCUUGCAAGAAGCAAGCAUCAGACGACCGUUGGCAGCAACCACGGGAAAGCAACAGCAUGCUAUGUAUGACCAUCAAAGUCAAGCACCUUCCACCCACGCAAGCUCCUUUCGAAGCAAGGCUCAAGAAGGCGCUCCGGCUUAAUCGUGAUCCUGUAUUGUUCUUCGCCCAUCAGACGGGAUACCAGGAGCUCGGGGGGAGGCAUCCCAGUUACAGCAGCACGGAAUGGCAUGCUGUUGUCAGGGCGGUUCUAAACUUUUCCUACAGGAUAGCAUCAUAGUACAAUCAGAAACACAUUGAUUUCUCCAAAGUCGGUACAAGAUCUUGGC
Boeremia exigua is the source of this 1116-nucleotide messenger RNA. Its product is annotated as YL1 nuclear protein C-terminal domain-containing protein. Gene Ontology annotation, biological process: chromatin remodeling. Gene Ontology annotation, cellular component: Ino80 complex. The transcript has a single exon. The record is from RefSeq and is a predicted model, not a curated record. The coding region runs from base 125 to 685 and encodes 186 amino acids. NCBI's taxonomy places the organism in Eukaryota, Fungi, Ascomycota, Dothideomycetes, Pleosporales, Didymellaceae.